Aspergillus glaucus CBS 516.65 is the source of this 970-nucleotide messenger RNA. RefSeq lists its product as uncharacterized. Bases 144 to 851 code for a protein of 235 amino acids. NCBI's taxonomy places the organism in Eukaryota, Fungi, Ascomycota, Eurotiomycetes, Eurotiales, Aspergillaceae. The record is from RefSeq and is a predicted model, not a curated record. The transcript has 3 exons.
GCUUAGUGCGGUCCUUCCCAGCAAGCAACGCUCCUCUGUGUUUGCGGAUAUCUUUCUGGCAACCAUCUCUAUUCCUACUCAUUCUACGCUCCUUUUCCCUUUCUUUCUUGCGUUCCAGAAGGCGUAUAGUCUGACCAGACGCCAUGCCACCCAGGCGUAAGAACCAGAGAAGCCAGGGAAACAACCCCUUCAACAACGCCCACCCCAGCCCCGACAAAAAACGCUGGCGCAGACGCGACAACAACUCCUUCAACAACCGCCUCCCCGGCCCCAACGAAAUGGCCACGGGAGAUUUCUACUACCCCAAUAACUCAAACUCUCACGCGAUGCCCUUCCCCUCCCCUGGCCACCCAGGCGGACACCCGGACAACGUGUUCGGUUCUCCUGGUCACGCCGGCCCCGCUCCCUACCAGCCGUACUACGGCCCUGGUGGUAACGUCUGGACUUCAGAGAGACCUUUUGCGCUUGAGCAGGCGGAGGCUCAGAUGCUUGAUAUGGUGGCGCGCGAGGAGGAGAUGAAGGAUCAGCAGAAGAGGUUGUUUUUGGAGGAGUAUCGUUAUGUGGGACGGCAGACGCAGUACGAACCUCCUAACAUCUACGCUGACGAACUCGAACCGACCCCAGAUGAACCUGAGAUUGAAAUGGAGAUCAAACCUCUGAACACUGGUGUUGGAAGCGGCGUUGAAUUUGCCUACAACGGCGCGUCAGAGACUGGUCGUGGUGGUAAUACUGCUAGCAAGGGUACGGGUUUCAAGCUUCGUGGUGAUGCUCCUGAGUUUGUUCCGAUGGACAAGAAAUUCAAGGACAGAAAGCGUCAGGAUUCUGUGACUAUUGUCACUAGCUGGUACUAGAGUUUCUGUGUUUGAUUUGUCGUUGUGUACAGGAAAGUGGAUGCUAAGAACAUAAUGGGUUUUAUGUGAUUCUUGGGUUGUUACUGUAUGACAAGAUGAGACAAAGUGUAUCAAAUGGC